Colletes gigas is the source of this 2618-nucleotide messenger RNA. It is a transcript of the gene spab, whose product is annotated as prohormone-3. The record is from RefSeq and is a predicted model, not a curated record. NCBI's taxonomy places the organism in Eukaryota, Metazoa, Arthropoda, Insecta, Hymenoptera, Colletidae. The transcript is spliced from 6 exons. The coding region runs from base 137 to 817 and encodes 226 amino acids.
GCAAACUUCGUCGAGGACUUGUUGAUCUCGAGAACAGCCAGAAAUCCUCCCUUGUCGUCCUACCGCCGGCCAACUUAAAUCUGAGCAAACACUAAAAAUCUAGAGUUCACGUUAAACACCUGCUAGAAAAGCGAAAAUGCACACGUGCGUUGCACUGGCCGUCGUCGCCCUGGCGAGCUCGAUGCACCUCGGAGUCGAAGCAUGGGGCGGUCUCUUUAAUCGUUUCAGUCCCGAAAUGCUGUCGAAUUUCGGUUACGGUGGCCACGGCGAUUACAUGAGCAGGACAGGACUGUACCAGCGGCCGUUAUCUGCUGGCUACGGAAACGCUUACGGUGAUUCCUUGGAAGAGGACCCCUUUGUGCCCUGCGAGGAAAGGCGGUGCACGAACAACGAGCACUGUUGCCCGGGUUCUAUUUGCAUCAACGUCGACGCAGAGGAGGGUCAUUGCGUGUUCCAACUUGGUCAGAAACAGGGUGAACUGUGCAGAAGGGACAACGACUGCGAAACUGGCUUAAUGUGUGCAGAGAUACCCGGCAGCGAAACUCGAUCGUGCCAACCACCGGUGACUUCCAACAAACUAUACAACGAGGAAUGCCACAUGUCUGCAGAAUGUGACAUCAGCCGUGGUUUGUGCUGUCAGCUACAAAGACGUCACCGGCAAACGCCCAGAAAGGUUUGCUCGUACUUCAAGGAUCCACUGGUGUGCAUUGGACCGGUAGCAACGGAUCAGAUCAAGUCCGUGGUACAGUACACUUCCGGUGAGAAGCGGAUCACCGGACAAGGGAACCGAAUCUUUAAACGGGUCCCCUUCGCCUAAAUGAUCUAUCGUUCCUUAAUUAACCGAUGAGAAUGCAAGGAGUGUCUACUUGAAUCAAAUCUACCUUAUAUAACUAUGCAGAAAAGCCUAGGAUAUAAGUCUGUCAAUUCGAAAUUCUCUCGAUUCGUUCGAUGUUCUCGAUCCGCCCUCGCGACGACCGGACCGGAAAGAACGAGAACGCGCCCUCCAAUCGUUUCUUUCUCAACAUUAUGACUGAGAAACGCGAUACAUAUCAGAACAGCCCGUCUCAUAGAAUCGUAAGACAAAAUACAUAUCAACGAGAAGAUUCAUGGAGGCGCGUUUUCAAAAGUUGUUCCAAUUGUCGUCGAAACAACAUCCAGGGUGUUUAAAAGUUUCGUUCCUUUAUCAAUUCUCUUAACACCCUUUUUUUGUAUCGUACGAAAGGACUAGAAUUUGCAUUGGAAUCGAAUAGAAAAGGAAUGAAUGAUUAUAGCGAUAGAAACGUCGAAGAAAAUAAUUAUAAACGAUAACGAUUGAAUAAAAAUUUUUGUUAAAGGAAAUCUCUUUGCGUUCGAAACAAUGACUGAAAGAUAGAAAUGCUCUUUUCUUGCGAUAGAAUUUAUUUAGUUAUGAUCGUUGGACCGACGAUCUCGAGAGAUCCUCGAAUCGAGUUUCCUGAAUUUAUUCGUAAGGUGUCUCCUCGAAUUACUUAAACGCACACACAGAGGAAAACUAUAUAUAUACAUAUAUAUUUUCAUUUCUCCUGAUUCUCGAGAAGAAAUCAGACCAAUACUUCGUAUGUCAGUGGUAAUGGAAAUACUUUUCGCGGGGAAGAGUCGAACACGGUAAUGCGACACGACGAUUACGAUAUUAAAGUUCUAAAAUCUGAUCGGAAAUCGCGCCGUAGACGUUUCCGUAGAACACACGAUACCGAAACUUUGAAAAGAAGGAACACUUCGUCGGUGUUUGCAAAAACGUAAUUACUUAACGCGUUAUUACAUUGUUAAGUCGUGUAGCGGAAUCCGAGCACAACUGUAUUUUAAUCGAUGCGUGUUCAGGAGCAAAAUCCGAUAACGUACAUAUCAAGUCAGCAUUGCUUCGCGUAGCGUAUAUUCCAAAAUUCUUAGAGGUAUACGUAGAACAUUUAGUACGAUGAAUUAUUUAAGUGUGGAAACUGCUCGAUUAAACAUUUAUCGUGGAAAUCGCUCUAUUAAGGAUUAAAUCGCGGGAAUCGCUCUAUUGAAUAUUGAAACCUCGGAGGUUGCUUCGUUAAAUGUUAUUAAAGUCGUAGCGUUACAUAUAACAUAAUUAAAGGAGUACACGCACACGCAUAUAUAUAUACAUAUAUGUGAGAAUCGUUACUUUAAAUAUAUCUAUAUCUCUACUAAAGAAGAAAUCAAUAUCGUUGGGAUUCGCAGAUGUUAAUUAUAAUUGUGGUUUUAAAAAAAAGAAUAUAUUAUAUACAUACGCGACGAAGGAACCAGCUGCAUUCACGAUCGUAGUCGUGGCAUUAAAGAACGUGAACGAAGCAAAUGUUACAAUUGUAAUAAUACCGAAACCGCAGUGUUUAGUUUAGACACUGUCGCGAGACAUUUUCUGAUGCGUCAAGUACCUGUUGCGAAAUCCGGACUACCCCUCGUUUCUAAGCCACUGAUGCUAGGCAAUCGAGAGUCCAAACUACAAAUAAAAACAAAAAUGGAACGUAUUUCUAGUUACACGGGAAUAUUAUACUUCCAACGUUGACCUUUAUAGUAUAAGGAAACUCUAAACAUAUCAUGUGAAUGCCUAAUCCAUUAAGAGAGUUUGUGAAUGCUAUUAUACGAGAUAUAUCUUAUUGAAA